UACGUCAGACAUUUUUUUUCGAUUUUGUCAAGGUUUUCUGUUUCAAUAGUACUACAUCACUGGAAUCACUAACGUUUUUUAACCAUGUGUGUCUAAACGUUAGGGGUAGGUGCCCCUCGUUGUAAGCUGCACAAAAAAGCUUCAACAUUCGAAGAACUGUUCCAAUUAGGACCGAUUCGACUACACGUUUUUGGAAUUGAAUAUUUGUAAACAACAUGGAUAUAUCGCCAGUUGUCAAGUCUUUUCUUGCUGGAUGUUGUAGUGGGACAUGCUCCACACUUCUGUUCCAGCCUCUGGAUUUGGUCAAAACCAGAAUCCAAAUCCACGUCCCACUGGCUUGUGCAAGUGGGGUGAGUGGAAGGAUUGGUAUGGUGUCUGUAGCUAAUGCUGUGAUCAGACAAGAGAAUGUGUUGGCUCUGUGGAAGGGACUUGUACCAUCACUGUCCCGAUGCGCCCCAGGAGUUGGAAUUUAUUUUUCAUCUAUCCAUAUGCUGAAAUCAAAAUUCCAGUCAAACCAACAACGUGCACUUGAAUCAGUCAUGAUUGGAGCAGUUGCUCGGACAAUUGCAGUUGUAACCCUUAUCCCUAUCACAGUUUUGAAAACGCGGUAUGAGAGUGGAUUGUUUGACUAUAAGAGUAUUUCAAGAGGACUUCUCCAUAUGUAUAAUACAGAGGGCUUGAGAGCUCUCUGCAGUGGGAUGGCACCAACACUGAUAAGAGAUGUACCAUUUUCAGGAAUAUACCUCAUGUUUUACACCAAGUUUAAGAAGAUGGUCAAUGAAAGGGUGUAUGAUCAAGCCCUUCAAACACAAAUGUACUUUGCCUGUGGCUUAACUGCUGGGAGCAUUGCAGCAGUUGUAACUCAACCAGCAGAUGUCAUUAAAACCUACAUGCAGACAGACUCCAAGAAAUAUCAGAGGGUCUUGACAACCAUACUAUACAUCUAUCAGAAAAAUGGAUUUAAUGGAUUCUUCAAGGGAAUUGUUCCCAGGACUCUUCGACGGACUUUGAUGGCAGCCAUGUCCUGGACUGUGUAUGAAACUGUUUCCAGAAGAGUAGGAUUGUCUUAAAGAUCAAUGUUAAAAAUUAGGAGCAAUAUACAAUACAUCUAUACUAGUAUUGUCAUGAAUUUGCACCAUAUUGGUACCUCAUGAAAAUUAAGAGAGAAAGAUUUAUAUAGCUUUAUAUAUGGAAGAUUUACAUAUUCUUCUUGGAUUUUAUGCAUUGUGUGAAUGAUUUGGUGAUUGUUGAGGAAUAUGUGAGCUCAGAAGACAUUUCAAUUGUUUUUAAUUGUUUUAUUUACAUCAGCAUGUAUGUUAAUUCCCAUGGAAUACUUGAGAAAAUAUGAAAAAUAAAUCUGAAGCAUUUUAAA
Messenger RNA from Saccostrea echinata, 1372 nucleotides. Its product is annotated as mitochondrial glycine transporter-like. The transcript is spliced from 10 exons. Gene Ontology annotation, cellular component: mitochondrion. The record is from RefSeq and is a predicted model, not a curated record. Bases 216 to 1070 code for a protein of 284 amino acids. Gene Ontology annotation, biological process: glycine import into mitochondrion. Lineage: Eukaryota; Metazoa; Mollusca; Bivalvia; Ostreida; Ostreidae. Gene Ontology annotation, molecular function: glycine transmembrane transporter activity.